Molecule: messenger RNA, 1271 nt
Organism: Culex quinquefasciatus (southern house mosquito)
Lineage: Eukaryota; Metazoa; Arthropoda; Insecta; Diptera; Culicidae
Product: neurogenic differentiation factor 1
Exons: 1
Coding region: 686-1168 (160 amino acids)
Molecular function (GO): protein dimerization activity
Source: RefSeq, a predicted model, not a curated record
GGCAAUCACGCUUACCCCUACACCACGGUCCCGGCUUAACUGGAAAUUCAGUACAAUCUAAAUUACUGCAUCGUUUACUGAAAUUUCAGUCGAUGAAAAUUCAGAAAAACUUUAUUGAAUUUCAGCGAAAAAAUUAUGCAUAUUGCCAUAACAAUUAUUUCGAGUAUUUUUUUCGAGAAACAUUGCAAUUCAAAAUACAGGAAAAUUACGUAUUUUUGUAAAUUUUCAUGUAAAUAUCUCUGCGAUGGAUAGGUGAUAUCAUCCCGAUUCCAAACCACUAUAUUUUAUAUAGUUUGGAUUUUAAUAUGAUUGUAGCACUGGACCGUUCUUAGCCGAGGCAGCUGAACGACCGGGGCAUGACUGUAUUUGAUUCUUGAUCCAAUCACAAUAGAAAAAAAUGAUUCCCGAUUAAUUUGAUUAUUUUUUUUCAAGAAAUAUUUCGAAGAACUUUUAGCAGAGGGUAAUAGCUUUUCCCCUUUCAGCAAUUACUAUUUAUUAAUCCCAAUUAUGCAAACUAAAAGCAACCGUAAACAUCCUUAUCAGCGUCCCGUUUGAAGUGCCCCCAUCAAAAAAGAACUGAUAACCAGCCACCACCACGUGAUUCGUGGAAAACCUGAGGGGGGAAAACGAAAAUUAGAUUAGCCCGGAAAAUGCGCCACCUUCUCAGUCCCCAUUCAGUAUCACGAUGAAAAUCAGCCAAUCUAGACCGCGGACGGAACCUGCCACCAGCAGCCGACGGACCAAGGCAAACCAGCGCGAACGGAACCGGAUGCACGGGCUGAACGACGCGCUGGACAGGUUGCGCAGCUGCGUGCCACUUCCGCAGCAGCUGACCGUGACCAGGUGUGACCACACGGCGCCCCAGAAGCUGUCGAAGAUUGAAACUCUCCGGCUGGCGCGGAAUUACAUUUGGGCACUGUCGGAAGCGUUGCGGGAGGAUCGACGGUACGGGUUCGAGGAGUUGGUUGCGAUUUUGGGGAUGCGGUUGAGUCCGAACACGGCCAAUCUGCUGAGGACGAGGAUGACGCUGGACGGGGAGCUGCGGGUUGGACUGGUGGAACCGUGUCAGUGCCGGAGGUGUUCUACGACGAGGAACGAGAUUUUCGGGUUUGACGGGUGUUGCGGUCUGUGCGUAACCGGUGAGGUGGAUUUUUGGGGGAUUGAAUAGAUUCUUUGAUGGAAAAUAUUUAUAUUUCAUAAAAUAAAUCGUAUAUCACUUGCAAUUUCGACUAAUCUCAAUAAAGUUGUGCAAAAUAAAUAGACAAAAUAAA